This is a messenger RNA of Penicillium riverlandense, 1509 nucleotides long. RefSeq names its product pyridoxal phosphate-dependent decarboxylase family protein. The transcript has a single exon. Gene Ontology annotation, molecular function: carbon-carbon lyase activity; pyridoxal phosphate binding. The coding region runs from base 1 to 1509 and encodes 502 amino acids. The record is from RefSeq and is a predicted model, not a curated record. Gene Ontology annotation, biological process: carboxylic acid metabolic process. Lineage: Eukaryota; Fungi; Ascomycota; Eurotiomycetes; Eurotiales; Aspergillaceae.
AUGGAUCCCACAAAUGAACUCAUCUCACCUCCAGACAAAGUCCUCCGGGAUUUAUGGGAAGCCGCACAGGGGCCCUGGCAGUCCGGCGUGUUGCCCAGCGCCGACGAAUUAGCUCACGCCAGGGCUUCUCUUCCGACUACACUACCAGACACCGGUGUCGGGUUUGAGUCCAUCCAAGAACACAUCAUCCAAGACAUUGUGCCUGCGUUCAACGCCGGCAGCAUCAGCCCCAAUUACUACGGCUUCGUCACCGGCGGGGUUACACCUGCAGCGCUGUUCGCGGAUAACGUUGUCUCAGCCUACGACCAGAAUGUCCAAGUGCAUCUCUCGAAUCACUCCAUCGUGACCGAUGUCGAGUUCAAUGCCCUUGGUUUGGUUCUUGAUCUCUUGAAGCUCGAUCGUCCAGUUUGGCACAAUGGCACUUUUACUACGGGUGCCACGGCGAGCAAUAUCCUCGGUCUAGCCUGUGGCCGGGAAUAUGUUCUUACAAAGGCCGCAGAGAAGAAAGCGAGCCUAGUGAAAAGUGCAGCAGAAGACGGCUUGUUCGAAGUCUUGCAGGCACUGGGACUCUCUGGGGUUCAAGUCCUUUCAACACUGCCGCACUCGUCUCUGGUCAAGGCAGCGGGUGUGCUAGGCAUUGGUCGUUCAAAUGUGCACAACAUUUGUCGCGCAGAUAAUCCCCUUCAUUUUGAUAUGGAGCGGCUCGAAGCGGAACUAGCAAGAACCGAUAAGGCUAGUAUCGUGGCUGUCUCCUGUGGAGAAGUGAACACCGGCCGCUUUGCAACAACCGGUCUAGAGGACCUCAGUCAAAUCCGUCAGCUGUGUGAUAAGUACGGCUCUUGGUUGCAUGUAGACGCAGCCUUUGGCAUCUUCUCCCGAGUGUUGAACGACAUGCCCGAGUUUUCAACCAUUAAAAAGGGAGGCGAGGGCAUGGAACUAGCCGACUCGAUUACCGGCGAUGGACACAAGCUGCUGAAUGUUCCCUACGACUGCGGGUUUUUCUUCUGCAAGCACCCCGACCUCGGCGCCCAGGUCUUCCAAAAUGCGAACGCAGCCUACUUGACGGCUGGGAGCUCAAGCGGGCCUACUAUUCCGUCGCCGCUCAAUAUUGGGAUCGAGAACUCGCGCCGGUUCAGGGCAUUGCCUGUCUAUGCGUCUCUGCUUGCGUAUGGGAAAGAAGGGUAUCGCGAGAUGCUAGAGCGUCAGAUUCGAUUGGCAAGGAUGAUUAAUGGCUGGAUUUAUGAUCAUCCGCAGUACACGGCUUUGCCUCAAUCCGGAUCCAAGCCUGAGUUGCUGGAUCAGACAUACAUGAGUGUUUUGUUCCGUGCUAAAGAUGACGCUUUGAAUCGUGAGCUUGGGGCGAGGAUCAAUGCCACCUCCAAGAUGUUUGUCUCAGGCACCAGCUGGCAGGGAAUGCCGGCUUGUCGGAUUGCAAUCUCGAAUUGGAGAGUCUCUGAGCAGCGGGACUUUGCGUUGGUGACUUCGGUUCUGGAUAAAGUGGCCAUAUAA